AUGGGGGUAGUAGUUGAUGUGUUCAUUGCUAAGAAGAAGAAUAAUCUGGGACAAAUGUUUGCAUUUGCCAGGUUUAUUAGGGUGAGUAAUCAGGAAUCUUUGUUGAAUUCUCUUUGCAAUGCUAAAAUUGGAAAUCUUAGACUGCAUGCCAAUUUGGCUAGGUUCGCUAGGGAGGAUAUUAAGACUCGGUCUGUUCCUGGUUCUAAUAAUGGUGAUGUGAAUAAUUUUAGUGGUAAUCUGGUGGGGAAGACUUCUUAUGCUCAGGUGUUGUCUGGUGACAAAAUUACAGUGGAUAAGGAGGUGAAAUUGGAAUCUAAAUCCCAUAUGUCUAAUGUUAAUAUUGCUUGUAAUGUUAACCAAAGACCAAACUACCCCUGA
Molecule: messenger RNA, 378 nt
Organism: Lactuca virosa
Lineage: Eukaryota; Viridiplantae; Streptophyta; Magnoliopsida; Asterales; Asteraceae
Source: the annotation of a GenBank genome assembly